Messenger RNA from Arabidopsis thaliana (thale cress), 1645 nucleotides. RefSeq names its product yacP-like NYN domain protein. The transcript is spliced from 6 exons. Bases 80 to 880 code for a protein of 266 amino acids. The record is from RefSeq and is marked reviewed. Lineage: Eukaryota; Viridiplantae; Streptophyta; Magnoliopsida; Brassicales; Brassicaceae.
GUUGACAUGAUAUUAUCCACUAGUUUUAUAGACUUUUCAAAAAAAGGAGAGAAUUUUCAAUUCUUCAGUAGUCAAAUAGAUGAAGACCGCCGGAGCGCCGCCGCAGAGAGGUGGUUCCUCUUCCUCCUCCGCCGUAUACUUUAACUGGUCUUCAUCAUCUUGUUCUUACGAUAGCUGUAGAGUUUUGGUGGUGAAGAUGGGAGGAAAAAGCAAGAAGCCUCAUCAAUCUUCUUCUUUUAAGGAGUCAGAGCCAGAACCACCGAGAAUCAAAUCCAAUGUUAAGCAUAACUUGCAGCUUCUCAAGUUAUGGAAGGAGUUUCAGAGCAGAGGAUCUGGCAUGGCUAAGCCAGCGACUAGUUACAGGAAGAAGAAAGUAGAGAAAGACGAGUUACCGGAUGAUAGCGAGCUCUACCGGGAUCCUACAAAUACGCUUUACUACACGAACCAAGGUCUAUUGGAUGACGCAGUUCCGGUUUUGCUUGUUGAUGGUUAUAAUGUGUGUGGAUAUUGGAUGAAGUUAAAGAAACAUUUCAUGAAAGGAAGGCUUGACGUUGCUCGGCAGAAGUUAGUUGAUGAACUUGUGUCCUUCAGUAUGGUUAAAGAGGUUAAGGUAGUGGUUGUGUUUGAUGCUCUCAUGUCUGGUCUUCCUACUCACAAGGAAGACUUUGCAGGGUACAGUCAUUUGGCCCUUUUCUGUCUGUUUUCGAUAUCCUUAUUUACUUUGACAACUCAAAAAGUUUUAUCCUUUUUGGCCAGUGUUGAUGUGAUUUUCUCAGGAGAAACUUGUGCUGACGCUUGGAUUGAAAAGGAGGCAAGGAAAAAUGAUCUCUUUACCCCCAAAGCCUGUUCAAAUAGACGGCUUUACGAGAAUAAUUGUUGAUGUUUCUUCAUUUCUGAUAUUGAUAGGUGGUUGCAUUGAGAGAAGAUGGAUGCCCCAAGGUUUGGGUUGUAACAUCUGAUGUCUGUCAACAACAAGCAGCACAUGGAGCGGUAUUGGGGCAUCAUAUCGAUGUUAUAAACUCGUUAUGUUCAUAUCUUGUUUUUGAUUUUGGUGACUGAUUCUUGACAGGGAGCUUAUAUUUGGAGUAGCAAGGCAUUGGUUUCUGAGAUUAAAUCGAUGCAUAAGGAGGUUGAGAAAAUGAUGCAAGAAACAAGGUCAACAUCUUUCCAAGGGAGAUUGCUUAAACACAAUCUUGAUUCUGAAGUCGUUGAUGCUCUUAAAGAUCUUAGAGACAAAUUAUCAGAAAACGAAACAAAGAGAUGACAAAAAGACCAAUCCGGAUUAUAUAAACAAUUAACAAGGCUUGGUCUCUCCAUGUAACUUCUGUCCCAAGUAAGUAAGCUAAUCUGACUUGUAAAAAACAGAGGCUGCAGAGGAAACGAGGGAGAUAGAGAGAGAGAGAGCUCAAAUGCUUUGUUAUUGUUGUAUUUGUGUCUGAAUUCUUUUUGACUAAUCUAUAUAUAGAUUCGUUUUCUUUGGUCCAAACAUAUGGUUAAAAGAUAGUUCUGAAUUUUUCUUUUAGCUUCAUGCAUAAGAAUCAUCUUAACCUAAUAACCUAUGUUUAUUAUUUUACAAUAAUGUAAAAAUGUAAAUUUUUAGUUGAAUAAUGAACCAAAUUUUUAUGUAAAAAAACUUGGAUGUUUA